UUUACUCUGUGAAUUUACACUCAAAAGUACUUGGGUGUGUUACCCCUAGUCCGGACAGGGCAGAUGCUCUCUGAAGUAUCUUUUAGAUACCAUUUAUGGUGUAUGUAAAAAUCUCAUGGGACAAUUUAACAUAACAUUGCGUACAAAUUUUAAGACUCCAUCACUCCUCCAGCAAACACAGAAGCUACCAGUCUUCGAUCCGGACAAAAUGGCAAGCAAACUGACUCCAGAGCAGAUCACAGAGUAUAAAGGUGUGUUUGAAAUGUUCGACGAGGAGGGGAAUGGGGAUGUUAAGACACAGGAGCUGGAGAGGCUGAUGAGUUUGAUGGGAAUCAACCCAACAAAGAGGGAGUUGAGUCAAAUGGCCAAAGAUGUGGAUAAAGACGGCAAUGGCACCUUUAACUGUGACAAGUUCCUGGGUCUUAUGGCUCUUUACCACGAGCGAGCUAAAAACCAAGAUGCUGAGCUUCGAGCUGCCUUUAAAGUGUUUGAUAAGGAGGCCAAAGGCUACAUUGACUGGAAUACACUCAAGUAUGUGUUGAUGAAUUCUGGUGAACCUCUCAAUGAAGAAGAGGCAGAACAAAUGAUGAAGGAGGCUGACAAAGAUGGAGAUGGAACAAUUGAUUAUGAGGAAUUUGUUGCCAUGAUGACUGGGGACUCUUUCAAGAUGACCUGAGACUGAAAUUGGAGAAGCAUAUGGAUGAGCAGUGAAAUGUAAAAGGAGCUCCCUGGAAGAUCUCAACAGUUUGAAUUAAAGGAUUAUAACGACACCAUUUUGUUGACUGUUUUAUUGAUAUCUAUCCUCGUUGUACAAGUCCUAGAAUAUGUGCAACAAUCUUUUCACACAGGAGAGGAUAUAAACAAAACAUUCCAGAAAGAGUACGGAAACUGUAUGAAUGAGAAAAAUUUAAUUUCCUUCGAAUCAAAUUUGAUGGGAGGCCAAUAAGGGGUUAAUAUCCCUGAACCCACUUCCACCACGGUCAUGGCAUUUGGCGAGUUUAGCAGUGAGAUCUCAUUCCUGUUAUGAGUGACGGAUAUGUAUUGGAACCAAUCAUAGCCUCGCAUCAUUCUGCAGCUGACCAAUGGCAACGCACAAAGACACUGAUAAUGGGUGGGACUAGCAGCUAAAGAUCAAACCGCAUACUAACAUACUCAACAGUAUGUCAAAACAGUAUGUCAGUAUAGGAAGCGCACUAGUUUUGCAUACUUUAUAGAUUAGUAGUAUACGUUUUCAGACGUAGCCUGUAGUCAAGGUUUGUAGCAUCCAUAUAACGGCCUAUGUUUAUUCAGGAAUAUAAAGGAAUGGGAGGAAGAGCGGAACAAUACAAAUGGACCAGGGAAACAUCAGGCGGUGUUGAGUAGGGAAAAUUAGGGACAAGACUGCGUUUUCGGUUCAAAUGCUGUUUUGUAUAUAAUUUUUUUUUAUAGCUUUACUGAGCACUUUUUCCCAGUUGAGGCGCAACGGAGAAAGAAGACAGUCCCCCUUUCUCAAUUUCAGCGCUGUUUUGUCUUGUAAUCAGCUCCGGCUGCUGGUCAUUGUAAUAAGAAUGAUGAAGGUAAUGGCUGAGGAGUGACCCAAACAACCAUCUCCAUCACCACCAGCUCCUCCAUCCCAGGGCCAUGUCUGUGAC
Ictalurus furcatus (blue catfish) is the source of this 1631-nucleotide messenger RNA. Its product is annotated as calglandulin-like. NCBI's taxonomy places the organism in Eukaryota, Metazoa, Chordata, Actinopteri, Siluriformes, Ictaluridae. Gene Ontology annotation, cellular component: myosin II complex. The record is from RefSeq and is a predicted model, not a curated record. Gene Ontology annotation, molecular function: calcium ion binding. Bases 116 to 676 code for a protein of 186 amino acids. The transcript has 6 exons.